Molecule: messenger RNA, 3302 nt
Organism: Acipenser ruthenus (sterlet)
Lineage: Eukaryota; Metazoa; Chordata; Actinopteri; Acipenseriformes; Acipenseridae
Product: gamma-aminobutyric acid receptor subunit alpha-6-like
Exons: 11
Coding region: 275-1786 (503 amino acids)
Biological process (GO): gamma-aminobutyric acid signaling pathway; synaptic transmission, GABAergic; nervous system process
Cellular component (GO): synapse; neuron projection; dendrite membrane
Molecular function (GO): transmitter-gated monoatomic ion channel activity involved in regulation of postsynaptic membrane potential; GABA-A receptor activity; GABA-gated chloride ion channel activity
Source: RefSeq, a predicted model, not a curated record
ACUAUCAGUGGAUUUCUUCCUUCUAAUCUCCCAUAAUGCCCUCUUCGAUUAUUGUCAAUGCGCUCUCAGCCCCUGCUCCUCUGUCUCUUAAAACUCUUUAGUUUCCCAACCGAGCCAGUCAGAUGGGGCACAGCAGCGCUGAUGAAGUCGCAGAGGAUGGGAACAAACUCACUGAUUCGCGCUAAACCUUGGGAUCAACAUUUCAAAAGCGUUAAAAUAUGGGAUAUGCAAAUUAUCACAGUUGACAAGGGUUUUCGUGGUGUCUGCUAGAGGCAUGGCUUUCCUGAUCUCUUUCUUUUACUUGGCUUGUGUAGUCUAUGUCUUGGGAGAACAGCAAAGUGAAGUGAGUGUCUAUUCUGAAAACAUCACACGUAUUUUAGACAGGCUAUUGGACGGCUAUGACAACAGACUACGACCUGGAUUUGGAGGUCCUGUUACAGAAGUCAAAACUGACAUCUAUGUUACCAGCUUUGGUCCUGUUUCUGAUGUUGAAAUGGAAUACACCAUGGAUGUGUUCUUCCGACAAACAUGGGUUGAUGAGAGAUUGAAAUUUGACGGGUCCAUUGAAAUACUUCGGAUUAACAACGUUAUGGUUAGUAAGAUAUGGACACCUGACACCUUCUUCAGAAAUGGCAAGAAAUCGAUUGCACACAACAUGACGACUCCAAACAAGCUUUUCAGAAUCAUGCAGAAUGGGACAGUACUCUAUACAAUGAGACUCACCAUCAAUGCAGAGUGCCCCAUGAGACUAAUGAACUUCCCAAUGGAUGGGCAUGCAUGUCCUUUGAAGUUUGGUAGCUAUGCCUAUCCCAGAAGUGAAAUAAUUUACACAUGGAAGAAAGGUCCAAUGCAUUCUGUUGAAGUACCACCAGAAUCAUCAAGUUUGCUUCAGUAUGAUCUCAUAGGACAGACAGUUACAAGUGAAAUACUAAAAUCUAACACUGGUGAAUACAUAGUUAUGACAGUUUACUUCCACCUGCAAAGGAAGAUGGGCUACUUCAUGAUUCAGGCAUACAUUCCGUGCAUAAUGACAGUCAUACUUUCUCAAGUGUCUUUCUGGAUCAAUAAGGAGUCAGUUCCUGCUAGAACUGUUUUUGGUGAAUAUGCUAUACAGACAGCCUAUUUUCAUCUUGAAAGAAAACUAGGCUACUAUCUCAUUCAGACUUACAUUCCAUGCUUCAUGACUGUAGUUCUGUCGCAAGUUGUGUUCUGGAUCAACAAAGAGUCUGUUCCUGCAAGAACUGUAGCUGGCAUCACCACUGUCCUUACUAUGACAACACUCAGUAUCAGUGCUCGACACUCCUUGCCGAAAGUGUCCUACGCCACUGCCAUGGACUGGUUCAUCGCCGUGUGUUUUGCAUUUGUCUUCUCUGCACUCAUUGAGUUUGCUGCUGUCAACUAUUUCACCAAUCUUGAGACUCAGAAGGCGAUGACAAAGAAGGCAAGAGCAGCAGCACUGAAGGCAGAGACUGCGGCAGCAGACGGCGAGAUCGUCUCGCAGCAAUCAGACUCCAGUUGCAAUGUAAAGAAGAGAAUUAACUCUGUGGUUUCCCGUGGCGAUCCGCCUGAAGAAAACGAUAUACCAUACGCUUUGCCACAACCACAGUUUCUUCAGCAGGGAUCUGCCAUACCUUCUAACCCGAAUGCUAUUACUGGAACUAGCAAGAUAGACAAGUAUGCCAGAAUCUUUUUCCCAUUAUCGUUUGGUGCAUUCAACCUGGUAUACUGGGUCGUGUAUCUGUCUAAGGACACCAUGGAGAUGGACUUCCACACAAGUCAUUCUUGAAGGGUGAAUAAACUCCCUCAGACGUCACUCAACAAAUACAAAUGCAGUGAAAUGGUGAAAUGGCUGGAGACCCUGCUGCUAUCUUUCUGUUGCUUUUGAUACUGUAUCUUCUUAGGGCAUCAUGCUCUCUCCCCGGUUUCAGCACCUUGACUUAGUGGUGGGGCCACUCUUCAUUUAUAGGUUCUGCCUUAGGCAAUACUUUAAAUUAUUUUAAUGCAGGUGUUCUAUUCCCUCGCGUAGUGCGUAUGGUGUUCUGGUGCUUUUCUUUUCAUGUCAAUGCCUUUGCUUUCUUUCAGUUUAAAUCAGGGAUUUUAAAGUAGUAGCUGAACUCAUGAUAUGCAUCCCUCUAGGCUUGCACUUCUCCGUUGCAAAUGAAAACAUGCAUGCGAGUCCAAGCAUGCAAAUAUGAAAUACUCUAUUUAUAUUGGCAGCUUGGCAUUACUGACAGUGAGUAUUUUGGGGGCAAACCGUUUGGCCAAAAUGUUACAUUACAAAUUUCAUAUCACAGAUAUAUGCUUGAAAAAAAAGGUUUACACUAAGAAAUAGUAUCUUAGUGUUAUGAACAGGGUACAGUAAUGUAGUAAAGCAGAGGAUCAAGCUGCAUAAGGGUACAAGCUAGUAGUAUAUUUAGUAAUAAUGCAAUCUGCAUUAUUCAAACAGUAAAACCCAGACUGUUUUAUUACAUUAGCUGUUUCUAAAACUAACUUAAAAUUCUACUACUUGACAGGCUUUUAAUUUAUAUUUAUUCUUGUUCAUUCUGAUAACAUUAUUAUGUAUCUAUUUGGCAAACACCUUUAUCCAAGGCGAUUUACAGGUGUUACAGGGCAGUACAGGGUUACAAAGCAAGAUUAAUUCAAUAGGUUAACAUAACAUUAUUCAGCAGGUUUCCUUUUGACUUUUUGAAGCAAAAUGUGUUCAUUCUUUAGGGUAAUGCAAAAGGGUCCACGUCUGUGUGUAUUCUCCAGAUGUUUUAUGUAAUCCUCAGACAUCCCACCACUAACCCACACUGCUCGGGAUUCCAAUAGAAUGUGAAGACACUGGAGGUUUUUAAACAUUCUUCAGAUGAUUUCAGUGUCGGUUGAAGAGUCUCUGGAAUCAGCUCCCUGGGGCUCUCAUAGGAAUCGAUCAGGACUGAUUAAUGAUUUGUCAACCUGUCCUGGUCAGUGUGUAUUGAUGUGUCAUCAAGUAAAGGAGGGUGGGGGGGUGCAUUAUAGUAACCUUGCGCCUUGAACAAUAAUAACAGUAAAUUAUUUUUUCACAGAUAUAGUGAAGUCCAGUGCAAGGAGCUAUAUUUCAUUCAUUUACACCCACUUACAGUUCAUUUUCCUAUUAUCUGUCUGUGACAAUCUUGAGUUUUUUUCGUGUAAGGAGUAAGUUGACAUUGUAGUGACUCUACCCAAAUGAAAUGCGUUAUGACAACUAAAAAACAAGGACUGUUUAAAAAAGCAGACUUUUUUUUCUCUUAGUAUGAGGUCAUCUUUACCUUGUGUGUGUGUGUGUAUAUAUAUAUAUAUAU